Messenger RNA from Hyaloperonospora brassicae, 2070 nucleotides. The record is from the annotation of a GenBank genome assembly. Lineage: Eukaryota; Oomycota; Peronosporomycetes; Peronosporales; Peronosporaceae.
AUGGAGCCCACCGUUUACGGAACAAGUUCAUUGGCUUCGGACGAGCAAUUGGCCAACCAGAUGGCCACGAGACGCAGCACUUCUGCCAAGUGGGUAGUCGUCGGACUGGCAGCGUGCGGUGUCUGCAGUACGUUGGCGUUCAUGGGAAGUGGUACCGGUUCACUUCCGUCCAAUGUCGCAGCUGCAGUGCUUCGCUCAACGAUUCAGAGCGCACCUCGUGGUGACGAGGGGGUCACAGCUUCUGAAGUGGGUACGGACGCUGUUGUGACGUGUUUCCAGAGUUCGUAUGUUGACAAUGUCACCCGUAUGAUGGAACCGAUCACGGGGCUCACGUGGACGCGCAGUGGGCAGAAGAGCGCAACGUCGUUCAUAUCAGUGGAUCUCGACGUCGAGUUCCAGGAGCUCAUGGGCUUUGGUGGAGCGUUUACUGAGGCAGCGGCGCUGCAGUUUGAGCAACUUCCGCUCGAGAAACAAGAAGAGAUCUUGACGCUGUACUUCGACCAGGAGAACGGCAGUGCGUACACGUUCGGCCGCGUUCCAAUGGGAUCGUGCGACUUUUCCGUCUCUUCGUACAACUUUGACGACGUGCUGAACGACGAGCAGCUGCUGCACUUUGACAUGAAUGUCACCCACGAUCAGCACGUGUUGAUUCCACUCAUCAAGCGCGCACUAGCACGACAGCCAGAUAUGAAGCUGUUUUUAGCGCCGUGGAGUCCUCCUGCCUGGAUGAAGCAGGGUGGUGACACGUACGUGCCCAGUAUGCUCGGGUCCAUGACCCCUGCAGGCUUGAAGGUCGACAUGCGCGCAGCUUGGGCAUUGUACUUUUCAAAGUUUAUCAGCGCGUACAAGGAGCAGGGAAUCCCCUUUUGGGGUCUCACGCCACAGAACGAGCCUGAGUUUGCAGCACCAUGGGAGGCUUGCAAGUAUAACGCAUCGUACCAAGCUGAUUUCAUUGGUGACUUCCUUGGCCCCGUAUUGAGCCGUGACCACCCGGAGAUUACUCUGAUGGUGUUUGACCACAACCGCGACACCAUUCAGCAUUGGGCCGAGACGAUCUAUAACCACCCCACCGCUUCAAAGUAUGUGGAGGGAAUAGCCUUCCAUUGGUACGACGUGGAGCGCUCCAUGGACGGAGUUGCUUACCACGAACACUUGAUUGACACGCACUUUGUCGACGAGAAUCGUUUCAUGUUGGCUACAGAGAGUUGCAACUGCCCUGGUGUUGCUCAUGGCGACGAAGCGUGGUUCCGUGCGCAGCGCUAUGGCCACGACAUCAUGAUGGACUUGAACAACCACGUCGCGGGUUGGGUGGACUGGAACUUGCUGCUCGACCAUACAGGUGGACCGAACCACCUGGGCAACAACUGCGACGCUCCCAUCAUCUUGACUAAAGAUGGUAAGGACUUCAUUAUCCAGCCCAUGUACUACUUCAUCCAGCACUUUUCCAAGUACAUUCCGGUUGGCUCUCGCCGCGUCAAGACCGACGUGGCAGUCCACUUUACGAAGCCCGGUGAUGCACAGCUCAUGUGGGCCUACCCAGCUGCACUUGCGGCGUGCGACGGCAGUUCGCGUCAAACGAUUCACAGGACUGACGAUGGCAAGAUGCAAGUGACUGGGUCCAACUUCUGUUUGGGAAUGGUCGAUGACGAGAAGCAAGGCAAAGAGAUCCGAAUGGUGGAUUGCCGGUACACGCAGCAAUCGUGGACGUUCGAAGAGGAAACGGGGCGCAUCCGUGUGGACGAUUUCUGCUUGUCUCUCAACCACAACUCUACCAUGAACGGUGGGCGGAUCACUGCAGGCCUUUGCAACGAUCAUGUGGACCCCCGCCAGCAAUGGUUUUUCAAUGACGAAGACGGUACCCUGCGCUCGUGGGCAUCAACGACCGACCAGUGCGUGACAGGAGGGUACUCGUUCGUGCAAGCCACUGCAUUUGUGACCCCUGAGGACCAGAAGGUGCUUGUCGUGAUCAAUGAAAACACAGAGUCGGCGGACUUUGCGAUUCAAGUUGGUGACAUGACGCUGGAGACAAGUAUCCCAAAGAGCGCUAUUCGCACCUACAUCUGGAUGUAA